CUUUUUCACAUCCACAACUGGUUAAUCUCCAAGCUACUUAAAAGUUUUUACUCUUUCAAACCUAAUAGGCUAAUUUUUCCUACUGCUAAUUACGUUUGGUUGUAGACUCUACUUGUCUAACGACAGACUGAGUCACUCUUUAAUCUGAAAAUUAGACUCAAGGUAUUUCUAGCAUAGGUAGCUUAAAAACAUCAAUACAUUUUUUUUAAAGAAAUGUUUUGUCAAAUUUGUUUUUAUUAAGGUAAAAACUAAAAACGAAGAAUUCGCUUUUAAAGCAAUAUUGCUGCUUGUAAUACCGUUCCAUUUUUUGUUGAUAUAGGAGUAGUGUAACAUACUUAUAACCGAGUUCAUAGUACAACACUCGGGAGAUCAAUUUAGCAUAAAAUAUACUUUAUACAUACCGGAAAGUAAUAAUACCUAAUUGUGCAUUUUUCCUUUUUGAACAUAAUUAACGUGUUUGUUGUUUUACGAUAAAAUAUCAUUUUUCUAAAGACCUAUGAUCUCCACAACAUAACUGUACCUCCUUUUUCUUAGCUGUUUUCCUUUAAGUUAAUCGUGAUUAUACGCAUCAAAGCUGAAAAUUUACGACUUACAAUACAAUACAUUAACGUCUUAUCUUUGAGGUGACGUAAACCCAAAAUGAUACCUACUCAAAUUUAACGGGAUCCAAACGGUAUAAAUACCAGAGUGUUUAUAUCAAAAUGUAUUAUUCAAUCAAAAGUUGGCACAUAUCGAAUGCUAUUUGUUUUAUUUUUAAAGCAAACCGUGAAUCGAGAAAAAAAAAUGAAUACAGUCGUGGAUUUUCCAAAAGAUUUUUUGUUCGGCGCUUCGUCCAGUGCUUAUCAAAUUGAAGGCGCAGUGCUCGAAGACGGAAAGGGUGUGAACAUUUGGGACGUGCAUUUGCAUAAGAAACAAACUUCGAAUCUCGUAUGUGUCAAGCGCCCGAAAGAUUUACCGGAUAAACACAAGGGAAAUGCCAAGUUUGUGGGUAUUUCAAAAAUGAAUCACAUUUUUAUGAUUUCGGGUGACAAUUUGACAAACCCCACCUCCAAUGCUGAUGUUGCAAAUGCCAAUGUUGCCAAUGCUGAUGUUGCAUGUGACUCUUAUCAUAAGACUGACGAGGACAUCGCCCUUCUGAAAGAACUCAGCGUUCAAGUAUACCGAUUUUCGGUAAGCUGGUCGAGAGUUUUGCCAACCGGAUACGAUCACGAACCAAAUGAUAUCGCGAUUAAACACUAUCAAGAUUUCAUCGAUAAAUUACUCGCCAACAAUAUUCAACCAAUGGUAACUAUGUAUCACUUCGAUCUUCCUCAAAGAUUACAGGAUGUUGGUGGUUGGGCAAACAAUUACAUUUUGGGAUGUUUUGCGAGCUACGCCCGGUUUUUGUAUAAAACAUUUGGAGAUAAAGUGAAACUGUGGACAACAAUUAACGAACCAAGGAUGGUGUCCGAAGGCUAUGGAGGAUUUUAUGGGUGUGCUCCAAAUUUGGGUGAAAAAUUCGGCGGUAUUGGAGACUACUUGGCUAUUCGUAAUAUGAUGCUUGCUCACGCUACGGCGUACAGAAUAUACGAAAAUGAAUUCAAGUCCACUCAAAAUGGGGAAGUUACCAUAUGCUUCGAUGUGACUUGGGGAUUCCCGCGUAAUGAAAAGGACGAAAAUGAUUUAAAAGCCUCAGAGUUGGUGUUACAACAUAAUGUCGGUAUAUUUAUUGAACCGCUGGUAAGUGGAAACUUUCCAAAAAUCGUUGUGGACUGUGUUGAAGACACAAAUAAACGGAAAGGAAUUAAUACUCGGCGAAUUAUUCCGUUCACCGAAGAAGAAAAAAAAGUACUCAUAGGUUCUUACGAUUUCAUGUCAUUUAAUUAUUAUACCGCUAUGAGAGUGUCACUAAUGUCUGAGGAAGAACUGGAAAAAGAAACGGAUUUGAAAGUCAUCGAUAAAAAAGUUAACUCAGGGGACUGGAAAGCGCCUCACGAACCGGAAGACAAUUAUAACGGAUUUACGAAUAUUUUAAAAUGGUUAAGCGAAAAAUGUAAGAAGGACACCAAAUUCUUUAUUUGUGAAAACGGAGUUGCCGACGAAAAAGAGAAAUCACCCGAAGAAAACACUAAAAAUAAAAUUGAAUAUCAUCGUGGUAUUUUAGUGGAGUUGAGUAAAGCUUUAAAGAACGAUAUUAAUGUUUUCGGGUAUUGCGUCUGGUCGCUAAUGGAUUCCUUUGAAUGGGGUAAUGGAUACAAUGAUAGAUACGGUAUUUAUGAGGUGGACUUUGAUAAGUCAGACAGACCUCGUUCAAAGAAAGGCUGUUUUGACUUUUUCAACAAGUUGUUCCAGGAAAAGAAGUUACUACCACUUACGUCAAGCUGAACUACAAAUAUUUUUUUUUAACAUAAUCUAAAUAGAACCAUAAACUAAUUUUUCUUUUUAAAAAUAGUUGUUAGUAAAAAAAAAAUGUACUCGAUUAAUAGAUUUUUAAU
Adelges cooleyi (spruce gall adelgid) is the source of this 2474-nucleotide messenger RNA. RefSeq names its product myrosinase 1-like. The transcript is spliced from 12 exons. Gene Ontology annotation, molecular function: beta-glucosidase activity. The record is from RefSeq and is a predicted model, not a curated record. NCBI's taxonomy places the organism in Eukaryota, Metazoa, Arthropoda, Insecta, Hemiptera, Adelgidae. Bases 736 to 2364 code for a protein of 542 amino acids. Gene Ontology annotation, biological process: carbohydrate metabolic process.